Messenger RNA from Pristis pectinata (smalltooth sawfish), 3420 nucleotides. RefSeq names its product arginase, hepatic-like. Bases 182 to 1165 code for a protein of 327 amino acids. NCBI's taxonomy places the organism in Eukaryota, Metazoa, Chordata, Chondrichthyes, Rhinopristiformes, Pristidae. Gene Ontology annotation, molecular function: arginase activity; manganese ion binding. Gene Ontology annotation, cellular component: cytosol; cytoplasm; nucleus. The record is from RefSeq and is a predicted model, not a curated record. The transcript has 8 exons.
CCUCCUGUUUUGCAUUUCCUUUCAUUAUCCCCGGCAACGAUGAAGCUUUCCGUCACCCUAGGUGGACACCUGAGUUAGGUAACUUGCCUGUGAUAAAUAGCUACCCGAGUCGCCGCUGCAGAGGUUCCUGGCAUCCAGUAAAGACUGACGAGUAGUAUUCGAGGCUUGUCUGUCAGAAAGCAUGAUGUUGUUCGCAAAGAGUGUGGUUCUUCUGAACCGCGGAACCAGUCUGAUGAGCAAAAGAUUUAAUCACAGACUCGGAAUCCUGGGCGCACCUUUAUCAAGAGGGCAGGGAAAGAAGGGUGUGGAGGUGGCGCCCGCUGCUUUACGGAAAUCCGGGCUGGUUAAAGCACUUCGUAUUGGAGGGUGUGAUGUGAAAGACUAUGGAGAUUUGAAAUUUGAAGAUGAACCAGAGGAUCAACCAUUCGGAACUGUCAAAAUGCCCCGAACUGUAGGGAGAGCAAACGAGAAACUUUCGCAAGCUGUAAACAAAGUGAAAGCAAGUGGCCAGAUCUGUCUCACUCUUGGCGGAGAUCACAGUUUGGCAAUUGGAUCAAUUUCUGGGCAUGCAGCAUUUCACUCUGACCUGUGUGUAGUGUGGGUCGAUGCCCAUGCUGAUAUCAACACGCCCAGUACAACACCAACAGGAAAUCUUCAUGGGCAACCAGUGUCAUUUCUAAUCAAGGAACUCAAGGCAGAAUUUCCUGCUGUCCCAGGAUUCAGUUGGCUGGAGCCAUGUUUAUCUGCAAAAGAUAUUGUUUACGUUGGUCUGAGGGAUGUGGACCCAGGUGAAAAGGAUAUUAUAAAAAAAUUAGGAAUUAAAUUCUUCUCAAUGGCAGAUGUGAAUCGGAUGGGAAUACAUAAAGUCAUGGAGCUGACCAAUGAAUACUUGUUUUCCAGAGUGAAGAAACCGAUACACCUUAGUUUUGACAUUGAUGGAUUUGAUCCUGUCCUGGCACCAGCAACAGGAACCCCUGUAGAAGCAGGUCUCACAUAUGAACAAGGUGUCUUCUUGGCAAAGGAAAUCCAUAACACAGGUCUCCUGUCAGCAAUUGACCUAGUGGAAGUUAAUCCCCUUUUAGGAAAAACCCAAGAAGAUAUUGCAUCUACUGUGAAUACUGGUCGAGAUGUUAUCCUGAAAGCAUUUGGCUGCAUACAAAAAUAAAUCUACUGACCAUUCUUUGCUGGAAUUCCAACAAGCUUUGUCUUUUAUUCCAUCAUAGCUAUGAACAUUCAUGAAUCACUUGUAUUUCCAGAGAACAAGUUUGACAAACUUAGUCUAAAAUGGUGAUUCAAUAUGGUAAAAGGUUUAUGAUUUAUUUUUAAUUUGUACUUUGAUUGCCUGAAGCAAGAUCUAGAUGGAUUAAUGCCAAUAAAUGAAAUCAUUCCUUUUCAGGUCCCAAAGCAGCCACAUACUUUAAUCCCAGCCCCAUUCUCCCUAGAUACUGUCUUGAUUUCAGUCUGGUUCAAAGGGCUAUUUGAAGUGUACAGUGCAGAAAUGUUUGUAAUAUAUGUGAAUAACUUGGAUGUGGAUCUAGGAGGCAUGAUCAGUAAGUUCGCGGAAGACACAAAGAUUGAUGGAGUUGUUGAUAGUGUGGAAGAUAGACUUAGGCUGCAGAGAGAUAUCGGUGUGCUGCUGAAAUGGGCCAAAAAAUGGCAGAUGGAGUUUAGUCCAGACAAAUGUAAGGUGAUGCAUUUUGAGAGUACUAAUGAGGCUAGGACAUACAUCAUGUCUGGUGGGGUCUUACAGAGUACUGAGGAACAAAGAGACUUUGGAUUACAAGUCCAUGGAUCUUUGAAGGUGGCAACACGGAUAGAUCAUGUGGUUAGGAAGGCAUAUAAGAUACUGGCCUUCAUUAGUUGGGCAUUGAAUACAGAAGUUGGGAGGUUAUACAGCAACUUUAAAAAAUCUUGGUCAGAGCUCAGCUGGAGUAUUGUGAGCAGUUCUGGUCACCGUGCUAUAGGAAGAAUGUAAUAGCAUUGAAGAGGGUGCAGAGAAGAUUCAUAGGAUAUUGGCCGGGAUGGAACAGUCCAGUUACAAGGAGAAAUGGAGAAGCUAAGACUUCUAUAAGGAGGUUAAGAGGGGACAGGAUUGAGGUGUUUAAAAUUAUGAGUGUAGAGAACAGGAAAGUUCUCCUCAUGUCAGAGGUAACUAAAACUAGAGGACACAGAUUUAGGGUAAGAGGGAAGAGAUUCAGAGGGGAUAUGAGAGGGACCUUCUUCACACAGAGAGUGGUACCUGGAUUGCAGGCUCUGAGAGAGUGGUUGAAGCUGGGUAACUAACUGUGGGAAGUGCCUAGAUGAGCAUUUGAAUGCUUAACAUAGAACUAUGGACCAAGUGCUGGGAGAUAGGAUUAAUACAGAAGAGUGCCCAGUGCUUGACAUGGAUAAGUUGGGCUGAAUGGCCUGUUUCCAUGCUGUAUGAUUUCAAUGACUCUAUUACUCUAGAAAUGGUAUGUGCCAGAGUUUAGCCCAAGCUUGUUCUUUUCUUCAGGUGGUUGUCUAGCUUCCUCUUUAAUAUACCUAUGCUGUCUGCCACAGUCAUUCAUUUUGGGAGCAUAUUCCACGUUCUUUGAGUAAAAAAUAAUCUUUCUGAAUGUCCUAUUGGCUUAUUAGUAAUUAUCUUAUAAUAAUGACCUUCGGUUUUAGAACUACAUGGUCUCCCACAUAAUGGAAACAUCUUCUUUCUUACUCAAUCAAACUAUUUUGUAAUUUUAAACAUCUUCAAUGAAAUGAACAUCAGUUUUCUCAUUCUCCAGUAAAUGGGGCUCAGCCUCAUCAGCCUUUCCUGAUAAUUACAUCCUCUCAGUUUUGGAAUCCUUGCCGAACCAUUUUGUAUCAUCCUCAGUAAGUGCUUGUCUAUUUUUUUAAGAUAAGGUCUUUAUUAGUCACAUGUACAUCGAAACACACAGUGAAAUACAUCUUUUGCGUAGUGAUUUUUGGGGGGCAGCCCGCAAGUGUCACCACGCUUCCGGCGCCGACAUAGCAUGCCCAUAACUUCCUAACCUGUACAUCUUUGGAAUGUGGGAGGAAAACGGAGCACCCGGAGGAAACCCACACAGACAUGGGGAGAAUGUACAAACUCCUUACAGACAGUGGCCAGAUUUGAACCCGGGUUGCUGGCGUUGUAAAGCAUUAUGCUACCAUGCCUGCCAUUGUGGAAAUGAACAGUUCACAAAAAUCCAAUUAUGGGAUAAUCACAUUCCAGGCAAAUGUGAUGUAACUUUUUUUUAAUUUCAUCAAUUCAGAAAUGAACUCUAGUGUCUGUUUUGCUUUUUUAUGUCUUAAUAACCUGCAUCACUGCUAUAAUGAUAUAUGUUUCUGUAUCAUGAAAUUCAUUUGCUCCUCAUUUGGACAUCUAUAUGAAAUUUAGUCUUCUUGCCAAAAUGUAUCACCUGACAUUCACCAGUAAUAAAAUUU